Ahaetulla prasina is the source of this 1851-nucleotide messenger RNA. It is a transcript of the gene IQANK1, whose product is annotated as IQ motif and ankyrin repeat containing 1. The record is from RefSeq and is a predicted model, not a curated record. Gene Ontology annotation, molecular function: protein binding. The transcript is spliced from 14 exons. Bases 26 to 1738 code for a protein of 570 amino acids. Lineage: Eukaryota; Metazoa; Chordata; Lepidosauria; Squamata; Colubridae.
AGCUGCCCAUAAUGCUGGCCGGUAGAUGGCCGUUUUGACAUCUGUUUCAGGAUGCACGGUGGUCAUGGAUUUCUCCCUGCGUCUCCCAUGCGUCUCCUCCCUAUGCCCCCUCCCCACUUCCAUUAUUUCCCUCCAGUUUAGGAGCAUGACUUCUAAGAAAGCCGCGGGGAGAAGUCCGGUAAAAAAGGGAGCCAAGCCGUCCGGAGCCAAGCCGUCUGGAGCAGCCUCUGGGAAGCCAGACCACCAAACAGAUGGGAAAGAUGCAGCCCCAGCAGACGACACUGUUCACCGCCAGGAGACCCCCGGCAGUCAUCCCACAGGCCUGAGUCGUGAGGCAAAAGCCGUGCUCACUUUGCAGUGCGCCUUCCGUAGGAUCCUGGCCUGCCGGGAGAGAAAGCGGAGACUGAAGGAGCGACAGGAAUAUGAAGAAUUAAUGGAUCGCCUCCAAAAGGAGGCUUUUGUCGCUCUAGUGAGAAGAGAGCAGGAGGAAGCUGAGCGGGCACGAAAGAAAGAAGAGGAAGAAAAGAAGAAGCAGAGAGAGGAGCAGCAGCGGAGAAAACGGAUGCUGGAGGCAGCUUUUGAAGGAGACGUGGAGGAGAUGAAAGCCAUUCUGAAAGAGGUGGCGGAUCUGGACACCAAGACUGGUGUGGGGACAGAUGAGAAGGGGAAGGUAGUCCGGCUCCAGCAUCUCCUCAACAUGGUGGACUGCACAGACGCCAAUGGCAACACCCCCCUCUCUGAAGCCUCUGGAGGGGGCCAUCCUGAAGCCAUCCGGAUGCUGAUAGAAAAUGGAGGCCAUCCCAACAGCAGGGGUGCCUUUAAUCGGACUCCUUUAUAUCGAGCAGCCUUUGGGGGACACUUAGCAGCAGUGGAGCUGCUUCUCCAGCACGGGGCUGACCCUCGACUCUAUGCUGAUGAUGGCAACACACCAGAGCAGGUUGCUUCUCUGGACAGUGUGGUGGCUGUCCUGAGUGCCUGGGAUGUCACUCUGACAGAUACCAUGCUCCAAAAGAUGGAGGCUGAGCAGCAGCGGAGAGCCCAGCAGAAGCAGAGGCACAAGGAAGCUGAAGUGCGCCAGACUGCCGAAGCCGUGGAGCAGCUGACCAAGGAGCACGAGAGAUGCAGCAGGGAGCUGCAGCAGGCCUAUGCAGAGCUCAACCGACGGAUAACGGAGCAUGACAAGUGCCAGCGGAAGCAGAUGGGAAAUGCAGAGCUGACCCUGCAUGCUGUAGCUGAUGCAGAAGGGCUGGUGGAGAAGCUGCGCAUGGCUGCGGAGGAGGCUGAGGAGAAGCUGUCCCUAGCCCGCCUGAAGCUGCGAGAGCAAAUGCAGGAGGGAUCGCCCUCCGAGAUUCCAGGUCUCAAGUGCUCCGUGCAGGAGCUGGAUGAUGUGCUGAUGAAAGACGUGGGUGGGAAAAUGCAGGUCGACGGGCGCUAUGGGAAGCCCCUGGUCUUUGACAUGAUGGAACUGGACAUGUUUGACACAGUGAAAAAGCAGCUGGAACGGCUGGAGACGGGCCUCACUCAGGUGCUGCUGAGCAAGAAGAUUCUGGAGAGUGAAAGGUAUCGCUCCUUACUGAGGCCAACAGACGGACCAGAAUAUGCAGAGACGGAAUUUCAAGUUGCUCGGAUGAAGAAGUUCAGGCUCUUUGUGAUCACCAAGCGCCAUCAUCCCCCUGAAGAGCUGCUGCAGGCCUUCCUCCCUGUCCAAGUCGUCCUGUCCGGAAUGGCCAGGCGGUAGGCACAGCUUGGCAGUGCCCAGUUCAACAGCACCCUGAGGGAAAGUGGAGCUUCAGAAGACCUCCCCUUCCCCAAGUGGCUCCUGCCAGGCCUGUGCGCUGAUUGGGAGGGAGG